This is a messenger RNA of Psammomys obesus (fat sand rat), 1101 nucleotides long. RefSeq names its product Yip1 interacting factor homolog A, membrane trafficking protein (gene Yif1a). Gene Ontology annotation, cellular component: endoplasmic reticulum membrane; Golgi membrane; endoplasmic reticulum-Golgi intermediate compartment. The record is from RefSeq and is a predicted model, not a curated record. Lineage: Eukaryota; Metazoa; Chordata; Mammalia; Rodentia; Muridae. Gene Ontology annotation, biological process: endoplasmic reticulum to Golgi vesicle-mediated transport. The transcript is spliced from 8 exons. Bases 164 to 1045 code for a protein of 293 amino acids.
AGUGCGACGCCGUGGACAUGGCGGCUGCGGUCGGCCAGCCCCGGGACGUGUCGGGCCGUCGGGUGGCUUCGGUCGGCGCUAGGCGAGAGACGCAGGUGUUUCAGUAGGACUGGCACCCACUCCUCAGCGCAGCCAGCCCUUGGGUAGGGCGAACGUCACGGCCAUGGCUUAUCACUCGGGAUACGGAGUCCACGGUUCCAAACACAGGACCCGGGCGGCCCCAGAUCCUCCUCCACUCUUCGAUGAUACUAGUGGUGGCUAUUCCAGCCAACCAGGUGGAUACCCAGCCCCAGGAGCUGAUGUAGCCUUCAACGUCAACAACCUACUUGGAGACCCAAUGGCCAAUAUGGCUGUGGCCUAUGGUAGCUCCAUAGCAUCCCAAGGGAAGGACAUAGUGCACAAAGAGCUGCACCGUUUUGUGUCUGUGAACAAACUCAAGUAUUUUUUUGCUGUGGACACAGCCUAUGUAGCCAAGAAGCUGGGGCUGUUGGUCUUCCCCUACACCCAUCAGAACUGGAAGAUGCAAUACAGUCAUGAUGUGCCUCUGCCCCCUCGGAAGGACCUCAAUGCUCCUGACCUCUAUAUCCCCACCAUGGCCUUCAUCACGUAUGUGCUGCUGGCUGGGAUGGCACUGGGCAUUCAGCAAAGGUUCUCCCCGGAGGUGCUGGGCCUGUGUGCAAGCACAGCCCUAGUGUGGGUGUUCAUGGAGGUGCUGGCCCUGCUUCUGGGCCUCUACCUGGCCACCGUACACAGUGAGCUGAGCACCUUUCACCUCUUGGCCUACAGCGGUUACAAAUACGUGGGGAUGAUCCUGAGCGUGCUCACAGGGCUGCUCUUCGGCAGUGACGGCUACUACGUGGCCCUGGCCUGGACAUCAUCUGCACUCACGUACUUCACUGUGCGUUCUCUGCGGACUGCAGCCUCGGGCCCUGACGGCAUGGGGGGCUCAGCCGCUCGGCAGCGUCUCCAGCUGUACCUGACCCUGGGCGCAGCUGCCUUCCAGCCUCUCAUCAUAUACUGGCUGACCUUCCACCUGGUCCGGUGAUCCCUGGUCCCAGGUGGCACUGAGUUUUCCAUACAUUGAAGAUUUGCGUUCCUUAA